AUGUCUUUCUUCUUCGUAGAUUUAAGACCCAUGAACAACAGGUCAGCAAUACACGUUGUGACUGAGUUUGUUCUCCUGGGAUUGCCUGGUUGCUGGGAGAUACAGAUUUUCCUCUUCUCACUGUUUUUGAUGGUUUAUGUCUUAACCUUGCUGGGGAAUGGAGCCAUUAUCUGUGCAGUGAGAUGGGUCCCACGACUACACAUCCCCAUGUACUUACUGCUGGGAAACUUUGCCUUCCUUGAGAUCUGGUAUGUUUCCUCCACUGUUCCUAACAUGCUAGCCACCAUUCUCUCCAAAACCAAGGCCAUCUCAUUUUCUGGCUGCUUCCUCCAGUUCUAUCUCUUCUUUUCCCUGGGCACAACAGAAUGUCUCUUCCUGGCAGUGAUGGCUUAUGAUCGGUACCUGGCCAUCUGCCGCCCACUGCACUACCCCACCAUCAUGACUGGGAAGCUCUGCGGAAAGCUGGUGUCUCUCUGCUGGCUCACUGGAUUCCUUGGUUACCCAAUCCCCAUUUUCUUCAUCUCCCAACUCCCCUUCUGUGGACAGAAUAUCAUUGAUCACUUCCUGUGUGACAUGGACCCACUGAUGGCUCUGUCCUGUGCUCCAGCCCCCAUUACUGAAUUUAUUUUCUAUGCUCAGAGCUCCCUCGUCCUCUUUUUCACUAUUAUAUACAUUCUUCGAUCCUAUACCCUGUUGCUCAGAGCUGUUUUUCAGGUCCCUUCUGCAGCUGGCCAGAGAAAAGCCUUUUCCACAUGUGGUUCCCAGUUAGCUGUGGUGUCUCUUUUCUAUGGGACAGUAAUGGUAAUGUAUGUGAGUCCUACAUAUGGCAUCCCAACUUUGAUGCAGAAGAUCCUCACACUGGUAUAUUCGAUAAUGACUCCUCUCUUUAAUCCCUUAAUCUAUAGUCUUCGUAAUAAGGACAUGAAAACUUGCCCUGAGAAAUGUCCUACUUAG
Diceros bicornis minor is the source of this 954-nucleotide messenger RNA. Its product is annotated as olfactory receptor 11H4-like. The transcript has a single exon. Gene Ontology annotation, cellular component: membrane. Bases 1 to 954 code for a protein of 317 amino acids. The record is from RefSeq and is a predicted model, not a curated record. Lineage: Eukaryota; Metazoa; Chordata; Mammalia; Perissodactyla; Rhinocerotidae. Gene Ontology annotation, biological process: G protein-coupled receptor signaling pathway. Gene Ontology annotation, molecular function: olfactory receptor activity; G protein-coupled receptor activity.